AUGUUGUCCAAAGCCGCUUGGCCGUUGGCCCUUUUGCUCCUGGCGGAGGCCUCUGCGAACCCCUCUAUGCGUGGCUUCCUUUCGCCAGGCUCCGACUUUUCCGCGGUUCCGGCGCAGCCCGAACCGGAGCUUUGGCUACCCUGGUGCUCGUCCUCGGUGUCCAAGCGCGUGCGCGCCGAGUUGGACGCUGCAGUCGAUGUGAAUCGGCUACCGGAGAGCUGUCCCUUCCAUCCGAGCAAGGAUGUCCGCAAUGCCAGCAAGGCCUCGCAGGCGCAGGAGCCUGGUCGCGUUUGUCUCGCUGACUUCUGCGAGAUCUUUGGGGUUUGCCCGCGGGGCGAUGCCUUGAGCGAAAUGCCCAGCGCCGAGGAGGCCUGCGAUGCGUCCGCUAUGGCUCGCCAUAGGAAGCGCUGCGAUCAGGCGGUGUCCAAGUGCUUCCCGCCCGGUGCCGCAGACAAGGACACCCGGCAGAAGUACACUCAGUUCUCACGGCAGUGGUGCCAAGUGCUGGACUGCAGCAUCAGGGCGCACCACCAAAAGGAGCACGAGAACUCCUUGGUCUCUACGUCGCCUGUGCUGGCGCUGGUGGCCUUUGCCUGCCUCUCCACCUUUGCGGCCAUGGUGGUGCUUGUGGCUGGUGGCGACGAAUUUUUGCAGCUUCUUUGCAAAUCAGGGGUUUUGUCCUCGAGCCUGGCAAGAAGCUGCAUCCAAGCGCGGGACCAGCUGAGAACCACGGCUGGCCUGACCCGCGCCAAAGGCACUUAG
This is a messenger RNA of Symbiodinium sp. CCMP2456, 762 nucleotides long. The record is from the annotation of a GenBank genome assembly. NCBI's taxonomy places the organism in Eukaryota, Dinophyceae, Suessiales, Symbiodiniaceae.